Myiozetetes cayanensis is the source of this 1410-nucleotide messenger RNA. RefSeq names its product INSM transcriptional repressor 2 (gene INSM2). Lineage: Eukaryota; Metazoa; Chordata; Aves; Passeriformes; Tyrannidae. Gene Ontology annotation, molecular function: DNA-binding transcription repressor activity, RNA polymerase II-specific; RNA polymerase II cis-regulatory region sequence-specific DNA binding. Gene Ontology annotation, cellular component: nucleus; transcription repressor complex. The transcript has a single exon. Gene Ontology annotation, biological process: neuron differentiation; regulation of cell cycle process; negative regulation of transcription by RNA polymerase II. The record is from RefSeq and is a predicted model, not a curated record. Bases 1 to 1410 code for a protein of 469 amino acids.
AUGCCGCGCGGCUUCCUCGUCAAGCGCAGCCGGCGCCCCGGAGGCUCCUACCGGGCUCGCCCGCGGGAGCGGGACGCGGACCGGGACCUGCCGCCCGCCCCUCCGCCGCCGCCACCGCCGCCACCCUCCGCUGGGGACAGCCCCACCGCUAGACAGGGGGCGGAGGAGGAGGAGGAGGGCGAGGAGGAGGAGGGCGCCGCCGCCGCCGCUUGCCCCGCGACGUGGCCCCCCGGCGGCGGCUGCGGCGGCCCCGGGGUCACUCCGCCGGAGGGUCCGGCCGCCUGGGGGGUGACGGGGCCGUGCAGCGUGGCGGGGCCGCGGGCGGCUCUCUUCGAGAGGUGCCUCAGCUCCCCCGCCUCCGCCGAGUCCUUCCCCCUGGCCGCCUCCUUCCCGCCCGCCGAGAAGCUGCUGCUGCAGCCGCGCACACCCCUGCCCGCCCCGCCGCCGCCGCCGGUGCCCGCGCUGAAGCGGCCGUCGCGGGCCAAGGCGCCGGCCAAGAAGGGCAAGGCCACGCGGAAGCUGAGCUUCGCCGACGAGGUGACCACCUCGCCCGUGCUGGGGCUGCGCAUCAAGGAGGAGGGGCCCGAGGGCCGGCCGGGGCCGCCGGCGGGUCGCACGCCGCUGGGCGAGUUCAUCUGCCAGCUGUGCAAGGAGCAGUACGCGGACCCGCUGGCGCUGGCCCAGCACCGCUGCUCCCGCAUCGUGCGCGUCGAGUACCGCUGCCCCGAGUGCCACAAGAUCUUCAGUUGCCCCGCCAACCUGGCAUCUCAUCGCCGCUGGCACAAGCCGCGUCCCGGCCCCAGCAUCGACGGCGCCGCCGCCGCCCUGCCGGGCAAGGAGAACAGCCCCGAGCGGCGGCUCCGCGGCCCCGCCGCGCCCCCGCCACAGCCCCCGACGCCGACCCGUCAGCACCGCGGCGGCGUGGACAGCGCCGGCGGCGUCCCCGCCGCCCCCGGUUCCAGCCCCGGCCCAGCUCACGGCGGUGGUUCCGGCCCCGGCGGGGAGGCGUUCGCCUGUCCCUGCUGCCAGAAGCGGUUCCGGCGGCAGGCUUACCUCCGCAAGCACCUGGGCACCCACGGGGCAGCGCGGCCGGCCGCCUUCGGCCCGCCGGAGCGAGGGCCCCUAGCCUUCGCUUGCCACCUCUGCGGCGCCCGGUUCCCCUCGGCGGACAUCAGGGACAAGCACCGGCUGUGGCACGCCGUGCGGGAGGAGCUGCUGCUGCCGCCACCGCCGCCCGCCAGCGUCCCCGAGGGCGGCGCGGCGGGCGGCGAGCGGCAGGGCUUCCCUUGCAAGCACUGCCCCGCCACCUUCUUCAGCGCGCCCGGGCUGGCGCGGCACGCCAGCAAGUGCCACCCGCCGGAGAGCAGGCAGGUCCUGCUGCUCCAAGUGCCCGUCCGGCCGGGCUGCUAG